Messenger RNA from Carica papaya (papaya), 3243 nucleotides. NCBI's taxonomy places the organism in Eukaryota, Viridiplantae, Streptophyta, Magnoliopsida, Brassicales, Caricaceae. The record is from RefSeq and is a predicted model, not a curated record.
AAGAGAUCUCUGAUUUCAAAAGAAAACAGAGGAGGUGAGAUUAAAAGGAAAAAAGGAGGAAGCAAGAAAAAAAGUACGAGAAGAAAGAAGAACAGAGUCGAUUUGAGAGGGGCAAGUUUGAGAGCUUGAGACAGAUCAGAGACAUAGAGGCUAAAAAUUGGGGAUUUGGGGUUUAUUUUUUUAUGAGGAGAAAAGCAGAGGGCAUUCUGAGAGUAAAGAAGAGAAGCUGAAAAGAGAGCAAACAGAGAAGCAGAGAAGGGGUCCGGGAUUUUAUAGUGCCUGUUGAAGACUAGAAGAAGAUAGAAUUGCUAUGAUGUUGGAAAUUUUAAACGACUAUGGAGUUUGAGCACUCUUCGUGAAGAAGAGAAUGUUAGGGACUCAUCAAGUUACGCAAUGGCAUUCAAGGUACAUUGUGGACUUCCUCUGGACUCGGAUUUUCAGCCGAUCCAUGGGUGGGGGUCCACGAACCUUCCGUGGUGGCCUUAACAAGUGGCAGUGGAAGCGCCUUCACGAGAAGAAGGCCAAAGAAAAGGAAACAAGAUUACUUGAGCAAGAAAAACAGCUGUACGAAGCCCGAGUGCGAUCUGAAAUCAGAGCCAAAGCAUGGGGCAAAACUGAGCCCGAACCAUCCCAAUAUAGCCCCAUGAGCCCCCAAGAGCACAUCAAAGCAUUAGCUGAUCGUUUCAUGAAAGAAGGAGCUGAAGACUUGUGGAACCAGGAUGAUGGGCCAAUAAAAUCUGGUGAGCAGCAACGGUCCUCUCCAGCUGGAAACAAUGGGCCACGAUUCUUCAGUUCGCCGAAGCUGAUAUUAGGUAACAAUAGUUUAAUGGGUAGUCAGGGAAACAUGGACUCAACUGCCGUACUCGGCAGUAAUUAUGUUAAAAAUAGAAAUUACUCGGUGUUGAGUAGAGGGAAAUCUUGCAGAAACGGGAGCUCUUCUAGUGGGGAAGAUUCUUACUUGGAUUCAAGGAAGGAUUUCGUUCGUAAGUUCAUGGGUUAUGGAGUAAAAUCGAGUAACCAAAGAAAUGGGAAGGAUACUGUGAAUGAAUUGGAAUUUAAGGUGCGAAAACAGAACGAAUUUAAGAGAAGCGAGAGUUCUUCUAGUGAGGUUGAUUUGGAUGUCAAGCCAGUAGGAGCUAUUGAGCGUAAUUUACUGCAUAAGAAAAGUGGGAAUGAAAAAACCAGGCAGUUGUCAAUUCAAAGAAGGUUCAGGAGGAACCAGAGCUCCUCGAGCGAUGAUGAUUCAGAAUUUGAUUCCGAGGAACAGAGAGGAGGUUGGCAGGAUGUGAGGAAGAUGGGGAGUAGUGCAUCACUGGGUAAGUACGAUAUGAAGAUAACCAAGAGAAUUCCUUUGAAGAAUGUUGAGGAGGAGAUUGAUUUUUCAGAGCAGGUUGAGAUGAUAAGGAAAGAGCUUUGUAGUAAGUCGGUUCAAGAUGAAAGAGUGCCAAUUGAUGAGGGACUUAUCUAUAGUGAAAAAAGAUUUGAUGAAUGUGGUAUUUCUCCACUGACGAUUAAGGCACUUUCUGCAGCUGGAUAUGUUCAGAUGACUAGGGUACAAGAGGCUACUCUUUCCCUUUGCCUUGAUGGCAAGGAUAAUCUGGUCAAAGCCAAAACUGGGACAGGAAAAACUGCAGCUUUUUUGGUUCCUGCAAUUGAAGCAGCUUUGAAGGCUACUAGUGAAAACACGAAUUGGCAAGUGCUUCCAGUUUUUGUUCUCAUUCUUUGCCCAACAAGAGAACUUGCAAGUCAGCUUGCUGCAGAAGCAAAAGCAUUGCUGAGGUACCACAGCGGCAUAGGUGUGCAAACUCUAGUUGGAGGUACACGUUUCAAAGUUGACCAGCAACGCCUAGAAGCAGAUCCAUGCCAGAUAAUAGUUGCAACGCCUGGCAGGUUGCUGGAUCAUAUUGAGAAUAAGUCUAGGUUAUCUGUGCGUUUAAUGGGAUUGAAAAUGCUCAUACUUGAUGAAGCUGACCACUUACUAGAUCUGGGAUUCCGGAAAGAUCUGGAAAAAAUUGUUGAUUGUCUGCCUCGUCAGCGGCAGUCCAUGCUUUUUUCAGCAACCAUACCAAGAGAGGUCCGCCGAGUUUCUCAGCUUGUUUUGAAAAGGGAGCAUGUUUAUAUUGAUACAGUGGGCUUUGGUAGUGCAGAAACUCAUGCUAAGGUUAGACAAUAUUUUCUUCUUGCGCCUCAUGACACACAUUUCCAAAUGGUCUACCAUCUGUUAAAGGGGCAUAUCUCUCAAACAAUUGAUUAUAAGGUGAUUGUUUUUUGUGCAACUGGGAUGGUAACAUCACUUUUGUACUUGCUGCUCCGAGAAUUGAAAAUGAAUGUCAGGGAGAUAAAUUCUAGAAAGCCACAACUUCAUAGAACCUCUGUAUCUGAUGAGUUCAGGGAAGCAAAGCAACUGAUUCUUGUUACAUCUGAUGUAUCAGCCCGUGGGAUGAAUUAUCCUGAUGUUACUUUGGUUAUCCAGGUGGGUAUUCCUUCUAGCCGGGAACAAUACAUACAUCGUGUCGGAAGAACAGGAAGAAAGGGCAAUGAAGGAGAAGGCAUCUUGUUGCUUGCCCCAUGGGAAAAGUACUUCUUGGAAGAAUUAAAAGAUUUGCCUAUUGAGCCAUUGCCAAUGCCAUUGCCAAAUUUGGAUUCUGAAGUUAAAGUUCAGAUGGAUAAUUCAAUUGGAAGGAUUGAUACCCGUGUCAAAGAAGCAGCUUAUCAUACUUGGCUUGGUUAUUAUAAUUCAAUCAGGGAAAUUGGCAGGGACAAAACAACACUUGUGGAGCUAGCCAACCAAUUUUGUCAAUCAAUUGGCUUACAGAAUCCUCCACCUCUCUUUCGUAAGACAGCAUUAAAAAUGGGGUUAAAAGAUAUUCCUGGCAUCCGGAUCCGAAAGUGACCUGAAUAUUGAGGGGUAAUCUAUUGAUUAGUUGGGUUGGAUUUAGAUUUGGUUGCUUAGAGUUGAGCAUGAUCUUUUCAUUAGUCGGAAGGCUACAUCAAAUAAAAGGUAUGUUCUUGCUUUGUGGAGGGAGACUUGGGAUAGAAGAAAAUUUGCUAUUGCUUUUGGAGACUUUGAAGAGGAGAGGGCGUGUUCUCCAUCUUGUUUUGAGCUACAUCUUCUGCAAUCUUCCAUUAAAUAUUCGUUAUGGAUAUAAAAAUGUGAGUUAUGGUUUAUUUAGAAAAUUUUAUUGUGAUAACAUAUUCACCUCUUGUGGGCCAAUAAUUUGGUAAAUAUUAUAUUUAAUUAAA